Messenger RNA from Saxophila tyrrhenica, 477 nucleotides. RefSeq lists its product as uncharacterized. The coding region runs from base 1 to 477 and encodes 158 amino acids. Gene Ontology annotation, molecular function: RNA polymerase I cis-regulatory region sequence-specific DNA binding. The record is from RefSeq and is a predicted model, not a curated record. Lineage: Eukaryota; Fungi; Ascomycota; Dothideomycetes; Mycosphaerellales; Extremaceae. Gene Ontology annotation, cellular component: RNA polymerase I upstream activating factor complex. The transcript has a single exon. Gene Ontology annotation, biological process: nucleolar large rRNA transcription by RNA polymerase I.
AUGGCGAAAAGUUCCAGUAGACCGCGGAAGCGGCGCAACGUCGAACAAGCAAAGGUCACGCUCUACGACGCCGUCGCUGGUCGCGCAGGCGUCGAAGGCUUUCUCACCGAGCCAAAGCCAUCAAAACACCGCGACACCAUCAGCCAAAAUGCCGGCGCAGCUGUCCCGCCCGAAGACGUUCUUUUCCGUCAGAAGGGCGCGCCGGUGAGGUAUGAAGAAGACGACAUCUACAACGCAGAUCGCCACUUGGACCCUUCGAAGCAGCAACUGCCGGACUCGGAUCUACUGAAGGCUUUGCAUCGGUAUGCGUCAGACUGCUAUGCUAGGGUCGCGGAGGAUGGUGGGGAGAAAGACUGGAGGACCCUGGACGAGACGGCAUUGCUGGCGCUGGGAAUCUUGAUCGAGGAGGCGGCGAGGGAGGCGCUCGGGGAGACGGGGGAUCUGGCGCUUUUGGAACCUGCUCAGGAAGAAGGGUGA